ACGGCGUAACAGCGCCAGCGCGUCGGCGAAUACCCGUUCAUCACACUGUCUGUUAUUUGGAGGAGGCACUUCUCCGCUAAUACAACGCCGACCUGGUCAGACAGUAGUGAGAUCUGUAGCUGAAAUAUCGCCAUGGCAGCGCUGUCGGGCGGAGAGCGGUGCAUCAAGUUUCUGAUGUUCGCCUUCAACCUGGUCUUCUGGCUUGCAGGCACUGCUGUAAUGGCUAUAGGUCUGUGGUUGAGACUGGACUCAAAAACCAAAGCCCUGUUUGAAGGACCAGAUUCUCCAUAUAUGUUUUACACAGGUGUUUAUAUCCUAAUUGGAGCUGGAGUGCUUAUGAUGGUGGUGGGCUUCCUGGGAUGUUGUGGGGCAAUCCAGGAGUCACCAUGGAUGCUGGGGCUGUUCUUCUUCUUCCUGCUGAUCAUAUUUGCCAUUGAGAUAGCAGCUGGAUUCUGGGGAUUUUCAAACCAGAGCAAGGUGGUGAAUGACAUCAGUGCGUUCUACAGACAGACAUACGAUGAGUACAAAAAAACAAGAGAUGAGCGUCUCAAAGAUACACUGCGUUUGAUCCAAAACGGGUUGAACUGCUGUGGCCCCAACGGUAUCAUAAAAGAAACUGAACCAGACCUUUGUCCCCAUGCAGGGGACAAAGGUCUUGACAGGUUCAUUAUGAAGAGCUGUCCUGAUGCCAUCGACGAGGUGUUUGACUCUAAGUUACACAUUAUUGGAGGAGUAGGAAUCACCAUUGGAGUUGUUAUGGUGUUCGGGUUGAUCUUUAGCAUGCUCCUAUGCUGUGCCAUCAGGAAAUCUCGGGAGGUGGUGUGACACCCACUGGAAGUUAUUGUUAUUGUUGCAUGAUGUCAUUCUCAGAGUCAACCGACUGUCCACUGCCAGCAAAAAUAAAUCACUGCUUGUUUAAAGAGAGCUAGGAAGGGUGAACAUAAUUCUGACUGUAGAAAACGUGAAGGUACGAUGCACUGAAAUUUGGUUAAUCUGGGUUAUUUAUGCACAGUUUUACAAAUAGUGCUACCAAAGAGCAUAAUGUGUGCUCAAAACCCUUCAUACUAAGCCCCAGGUCUAUUUUUUUACUUUUAUGUUACAGACUGGCUUUUCUGACAAAGUAAUUAUCAAGUUCCAGCAUUAAGCUAAAUCAUUUUUAACAUCUAGAAAUUUAGAAAACCAACAUCGACUGAGAUAAAUGUAUUAAAAACAUUACAUUAGGUUCAAUUUAUCAAAUUGGCCCAAAAAGAAAGAGCCAGAAUUUUGCCAGGUAACAAAUUUUGGCAGAAUGCUUGUUUGUUUGUGAGCUUUUUAUUGUUUAGCUCCAUAAAACCUUUACCCAAAUGAGACCAAAGCUAGACAGAUGCCAGAGGAGGUUACCUCAUAAGACAGAGCUUAUGUUCCAACAUAUCUUCACAUGCUCUCUACAGUGUAUCAGUACAUCAGCUAUGACUUUACUCCUGGGAUAGAUGUGAUUUCGUCACCAUGCCCUUGAAUAGAGUAGGUGCCAUCUGAUUCAUUGGCAGUGUAGUACUGAAAUGUGUAAAUUUGUGGUUAUUAGACUGAAAUCGGCAUUUGUGAGCUUCUAACUAUCUAAGCGAAACAGCAUGUCAGUGUGUAUUGAUGAUAUUGAUUUCCAUUAAAAUUGCUUUCGAUCUCCAACUAAUGGAAAUGGUAAUCACAACCACCUCAGUGCAGAACAGCAGUAAACUAAUGAUGGCUGCAACAAAACUAUAGCUGCCAGCCCAAUAAAUGCCAAGCUUGGCAUUACGGUAACAUCUCAGUUGCAUUUGUUUCUAGCAUUUCUUUUGUCAUUUGCCCUUGUUUGAAGCCUUUUAGUUUUUUUCACAUUUUGUAUGUUUUAUUUUUUUCUAUUUGUAAGAUUUCUGAUGUUUACUGUGUAUAUGGCACAUACAGUUUUAUUAAAUAUGUUGCAGUGUC
Molecule: messenger RNA, 1941 nt
Organism: Girardinichthys multiradiatus
Lineage: Eukaryota; Metazoa; Chordata; Actinopteri; Cyprinodontiformes; Goodeidae
Gene: cd9a
Product: CD9 molecule a
Exons: 8
Coding region: 133-825 (230 amino acids)
Cellular component (GO): membrane
Source: RefSeq, a predicted model, not a curated record